UUUAAAUAGGUGUGUUAAAACUAUAAAUAAUGGGAGCCAAACACAAAAAAGCCAACGCCGAUGUAGUGCAUGCCAAGAAGAAGACCCAGGUCAUCAAUCCUUUCGAGACGGCAAAGCCACAGACCGCUAGAAAGCUGAAUCCGUUCGAUGUGCAUGUCAACAAAAAGAAAUUCGAGAUCCUGGGACGCAUCUGCAAGCAUGACAGGGGAAUGCCAGGGGUGUCGCGUGCAAAGGCGCAACAAAGGCGCUCCCAAACCCUAGGCAAGCAGUUUGAGGUGAAGCACAAGACCAACAAGUUCGUGGACAACCGUAUUGGCAGACACUUGAGUGGAGAUCAGCUCACAGAUUCCGUGCUUAACGCACGUUAUUUGGCAGAUAAAUUGUCGCAGGUGCGAACAUCUAGCAAGGCAGAAAAGUUCAACUUAAACGAUGAUGAGUUGCUAACCCAUAGAGGGCAAACACUCGAGGAGAUUGAACAAUACAGAGACGAGCGCUCCGAUGACGAAGACGAUGAGCGUUUGGACGCUGAAUUCACAGCAGCAACUCACUUUGGUGGCGAUGGCGACGCGCCUCAGGACCGGCAAGCAGCCAUUGAAGAUAUGAUAACCGAGCAGAAGCGCCGUAAAAAUGAAAUUGCCAAAGAAAAAGAUGAGGUGUAUGACUUGACAGAGAGAUUGGAUGCCAACUACAAGGAAUUAAUAUCACUGGUGGGCCAAACUUCGAAGGAACAGAUGCGUGAGAAACCACCUAUGGACUCGUACGACAGGGCGAUAAAGGAAAUGACUUUCGAUCGCCGAGGAACUGUUACAGACAAACUAAUAAAACCCGAGGACCUUGCCAAGCAGGAGGCUGCUCGUCUGGAGAAACUGGAAAAUGAACGGCUGCGGCGCAUGAAUGCCGACGGUGAGGAGGAAACCUCGAACGUGCAGCCGAAACACCGUUCUGCUGAUGAUUUGGACGACAGCUACUUUGUGGCAGGACUGGACGAUGAGGACACGACGCUAGCCUAUGACCAGGACGGAAAACUGUGUACGCACUCAAACUUCGAUGGAGAAAGUGGAACAAAUAAACGCGACAAGGAAGUGAAUGAUAGCGAUGACGACAUCGAAGAAGAGGAGAAGGAUGAUAGUGAUGAUAGCAGUGAAUCUGAUGUGGAUAAUCUCAGUGAUCUUAAAGAGUCCGACAGCGACUCCGAGCAAGAAUUAUUGCCGCAGACGCCAAAGGAGAAAAAGCCGCAGAAAUCAAAUGAACCAGCCUCGCUUGACACCUCUAUACCCUUUACCAUAAAAAUGCCCAAAACAUACGAUAAUUUCACGCAACUUCUAAAUAAACGGUCAGUGGAGCAGCAGGCCACCAUAGUAGAGCGGAUUAUGAAGUGCAAUCAUCCAAAGCUAGAGGGUGUCAAUCGAGAAAAUGUGAUCAAACUCUACGCUUUCUUGCUGCAGUAUAUACAUGAAUUGUUUGAGGAUGCCAGCGAAGACGAAAUAAGUGAACACUUCCAGUUACUAUCGCUACUCGUGCCACUGAUGUAUGACCUAACGCACCUCAACCCCGAGCGCAUGUCAAAUACGCUGCUUGACGUGAUCAAAGAAAAAUAUAGCACGUACUCCAAACAUCCAAAAAUGUAUCCCACUCUAGAUACUCUCGUAUACUUCAAACUAGUGUCCAACAUCUACUCCACGUCGGACUUCAGGCACCCGCUGGCUACGCCCACGUACAUCUUCAUGCAGGAUAUCUUGUCUCAUGCGCACGUUCGCACGCGUCAGGAUAUUUCAAUGGGUAUUCUACUGGUCACCAUCGCAUUAGAAUUUGGCCAGAGAUCCAAACGCCUGCUACCCGCUGUCUUCAACUAUCUACAAGGCAUUGUUCACAUGUGCAUACCCAAGCAGCCGGAUGAGGUGCUCGAGAUUACGCCACCUUUUGAGCGGAACGGACCCUUUAGCAAGCUUCUGGCUAUUGGCUGCAGUGCUGAGAGCAAGGCGAUCGAGCAGAUGCCACUUCAAGCAACCGAUCUCGUCACACAUACACUGUCACUUGAUUUUAAGGUGCGUGUGCUGAGUGCAACGUUAGGUUUAAUAAAGGACGCAACCGAGCUGGUGGGCGAACAUGUAGGCGCUACAUAUCUGGCGACGCCGUUUCUAUCGUUACUCUCGCGCUUGCCCAUCGAAUCCUAUCCUGCGUAUGUGAAUGAAAACUUGAAUGCCUGCAAGAAUGCGCUUGAGCAAGUUGCGACACGUCCAAUGAAGCCGCUAGCACCGGCUGAGAAGAAGCCAAAAGCCCUGAGAAUGCUGGAGCCACGCUUCGAGGCCGUCUAUGAUGACAAGCGACGACCCAAGAUGACCAAGGAGAAGGAAGAGCGCGCGAAGUUGCUACAAAAAAUCAAACGCGAAAAGAAAGGCGCCAUACGUGAAAUACGCCGCGAUACUGUAUAUCUCCAAGAACUGCGCAUUAAAAAGCAGCUACAAAGCGAUAAUGAGCGCAAGGAGAAGGUCAAACGUAUCUACCAAGAGGCUGCCAUACAACAAGGCGAGCUCAAUGAGUUGGCCCGCGCUAACAAACGCAAAAAGUUCUAGACCUGCGGCUGCUGAAGUUUUUAUUUAUAAAAGCUUAAUGUGGGAUUCUUUAGGCUUUUUAAGAUCCACAAUCCAAAUAUUUCGAAUAUUGUGGAUUACUAUGUAAUAGCUUAAGUCGGAAUGUAUUAUAAUAGAGACAUAUAUAUACAUGUUUUAUUGCAAUGUUGCAAUGCGGCUCUUUCAGAAGUCGAAAGAGAAAGACUAUUAAACUUCAAUUAUUUAGUUGGAAA
This is a messenger RNA of Scaptodrosophila lebanonensis, 2803 nucleotides long. Its product is annotated as nucleolar protein 14 homolog. The record is from RefSeq and is a predicted model, not a curated record. Gene Ontology annotation, cellular component: nucleolus; Noc4p-Nop14p complex; small-subunit processome. The coding region runs from base 30 to 2573 and encodes 847 amino acids. The transcript has 3 exons. Gene Ontology annotation, biological process: maturation of SSU-rRNA. NCBI's taxonomy places the organism in Eukaryota, Metazoa, Arthropoda, Insecta, Diptera, Drosophilidae.